Molecule: messenger RNA, 1278 nt
Organism: Dichotomopilus funicola
Lineage: Eukaryota; Fungi; Ascomycota; Sordariomycetes; Sordariales; Chaetomiaceae
Exons: 3
Coding region: 1-1278 (425 amino acids)
Biological process (GO): inositol phosphate biosynthetic process
Cellular component (GO): nucleus
Molecular function (GO): ATP binding; inositol-1,3,4,5,6-pentakisphosphate 2-kinase activity
Source: RefSeq, a predicted model, not a curated record
AUGUCGACGACUACUCAGUGGCCUUCCAGCACACCAGUGCUCUCCAUAUCGGAGCCCACAGACUACAAGUUCAAGUUCGUCGGCGAGGGCGCGGCCAAUUAUGUGUUUGAAGUUCUAGUGCCGCCUAGCCACGAACUUAGCAGUCUCUUCGAGAGCCAUUUAUUACGAGUUCCCAAAGCAGGAACCAAAGCACACAGCUAUGUAGAGCUACAUGAGCAUUGGCAGACGGUGGUCAGCCCGCUGUUUGAACCGCAAGACCUGGUAGACCAACGGCUCAUUCAAUUGAACGAGGGCGAAGAGCUCGCGGCCCGCUUGAACGCCGUCCUUGAAGAUGAAGAACAUGCCCGCCGGGCCGACUUCAAAGGCGGCCGCGUGGCCGUGGCCGAGUACGGGAUGUUAGUGGAGGAUAUGCGGCAGAAACGUCCCGAUGACCUCGCCUUCGAGUUCAAGCCCAAAUGGCUUAGCCAGUCCCCGAGCGCCCCUCCAACAGCCACACGCUGCCGCAACUGUGCCCGCGAACCCAUCAAAAUCGCCAAACUCCUCAAACACAACCCCAAAUUCACAUCAACCACCACCAUCACCACCAUCACCACCAUCCCCUCAUCCCCCUCACCCACCUCCUCCUCCUCCUCUCUCUCCUCAAUCGAUCCCCCCACCUCCCCAUCAUCAUCAUCUAAUAAUCCCGCAGCAUCCUUCCUCUGCCCCUUCAACUUCCUCACCUGCCCGCAUUCCCCCACCGCCCUCCAAAACGUCCUCACCCACUUCGCCACCGCCCUUCAACCCCCCAUUUCCCCAGCCACUUGCUCCCCGUCCCAAUACGCCCGCCUCACCCACUGGUUCCAAACCAACACCCUCCUCCCUCGUCUACGCGACGCCCAAGUGGCGCACGACCGCAUUGGACCAUUGGGUACGGAUCUGUCUCCAGAUCCUCACAACGGCGACGGGGACGGGGACGCGAACCAGGAAGGCGGCGGGGGAGAAGAAGGCAAACAACCGAAUGGCACGGGGAAGGGGAAGGGGAAAGAAGAAGACUUACCGCUGGCCAUGACCCUCCGCGACUGCGCGUGCUUCGUACGGAUCCCAGCCGACGAGACACUCCCGCUGGAAGCCAAGCUCGCCGACCUCGACAAGAAGAACCGGACUGCUAAGCUGAAGUAUUGGCGGGCGACGGAGCAGAUGUUGACUGAUGGGGGGUAUUAUGAGGGCAGAGGGGCUGGUGUUGGGGGGGUUGAGGUGGAUUGUCAGUUGGAUGUGGAUUGUCAGUUGGAUAACAUUUGA